AUGUCGCUUGAUGACAGCGACAUUGAUCUAAAGCUGAUUUAUAACGAUUUAAAGGUUUCCAUGGAUGCUUCUAAAGAUCAUAUCUUAAAUCAUUCGAAAUGCUUGGGAUUUCUGCAGUUGCAUAUUGUCCAAUAUCUAAAGACAAGAGUGGGCAGGGCGUGGGCGUCCCGCAAGGCCUUGUUCGUCACAAAAGGAGCCCCAAAUCUUAAAAAAAUUCUCCACCGGGUCGAAAAAAUUUGCAAUUUAAGUACUUAUGCGGCCCUCACAGCAAAAACCAAAAUCACUCCAUGUCAUCAUCCACUUUCCAUCUACAUUUUAAAUGUCACUAGCAUUGUCAAGCUACAUGCUAUUGAGCAUUUGAAAUGUGAUGUAUAUCAUCUCCACCCUGACAUCAUCAUCAUUAUCACCAAGUCAUGGCUUAGGCCAGACCACCCUGAUGGUUUGAUCGCAAUAAAUGGCUACACACCAUUCAGAAAAGCAGGAGGCAUUGUCACUUAUUUGAAGACAUCCAUCUCAUCUCAAAUUCACAUCAUUUCGCCUCAUGCUAUCAAUGAUGCACCGGAAAUCCUUUGUCUCAAAUACAUUAUUGACAGUGAACCAUACUUCAUCUGCGCCAUCUAUCAUCCACCAAUUCAUCUAUUAUACGAAGUCUACACCCUAUAUUCUGGGUUCCCACUCACCAAAGUCACAACCUUGACAAAAUAUGGGAUUAAUUAUAGAAAUCGAAGUGGGCUUAUAGUACUACGACUUGGGCAGAACACCGUGGCCAAACUAGAUGAAUUUUUUUUAACUAAAUUUUUUAAUUAA
This is a messenger RNA of Helobdella robusta, 807 nucleotides long. RefSeq lists its product as hypothetical. Lineage: Eukaryota; Metazoa; Annelida; Clitellata; Rhynchobdellida; Glossiphoniidae. The record is from RefSeq and is a predicted model, not a curated record. The coding region runs from base 1 to 807 and encodes 268 amino acids. The transcript is spliced from 5 exons.